GGCUGCGUGUUUCCGGAAGACGUGGCGGCUCUCGACUGAGCUGCUUCCCGGCUUCAUUUGCCCCUACUGGGCUUCACACCCUGGCGGCCCCGAGGUGCUUUCGCCGCGGCCCUCACCACUGCAGCCAUGAUCUCCUUAACGGAUACCCAGAAAAUUGGAAUGGGAUUAACAGGAUUUGGAGUAUUUUUCCUGUUCUUUGGAAUGAUCCUCUUUUUUGACAAAGCACUGCUGGCUAUUGGAAAUGUUUUAUUUGUGGCUGGCUUGGCUUUUGUGAUUGGUUUAGAAAGAACAUUCAGAUUCUUCUUCCAAAAACAUAAAAUGAAAGCUACAGGAUUUUUCCUGGGUGGUGUAUUUGUAGUCCUUAUUGGUUGGCCUUUGAUAGGCAUGAUCUUUGAAAUUUAUGGAUUUUUUCUCUUAUUCAGGGGCUUCUUUCCUGUGAUCAUUGGCUUUAUUAGAAGAGUGCCAGUCCUUGGGUCCCUCUUGAAUUUACCUGGAAUUAGAUCAUUUGUAGAUAAAGUUGGAGAAAGCAACAAUAUGGUAUAACAACAAGUGAAUUGAAGACUCAUUUAAAAUAUUGUAUUAUUUAUAAAAUCCUUGGAAGAAUAUCCAGCACAAAAUUAAAUUACAUGAAAUAGCUUGUAAUAUUCUUUACAGAAGUUUAAAAUGUAUAGUCCACAAAGUACCAAUUGCAGUUAACAAAGAAGCAGUGGAAACAAGCUUCUAGUCCAAGUGAUCUAAGAGGUCAGCAAGCAAACUGAAGGAGGUGAAUUCUGUGUCACAAUACAUAUUGAAACUCUUGAAGGCAACUUUUAUCAUUUUUCCACAAUGUGUGAAACACAGCCAUCCUUAGAGAACUGUCGUGCCUGUUUCUUUUUGUUUUAUUUUGAAGGUGCAUUUGCCUUUUAGAAAUGUUCACUGGAAUGGCAAAAAAUACUUCCAGUUGCACUGUCUCUCUGAAAGGGGUGCAUGAGUUAGAUAGGAUUAAAUCAUUUUAAUGGAUGAAAACCCGGUUUUGACGUAUAUCAAUCACUUUUUUUGGUAAACAUAUUGUUAAAAUAAAACUUUUGUGGUUCUUCCGAAACUUAAUAUUUUAAAGCCAGAUGAAAAUCUGAACUAGAUAUUCUCUGUUGGAAUGUGCAAAGGUCAUUCUUUACAAGCUUUUAGUUCCUUAAAUUAUAACUGACUAAGCACUUUUUUGGUUAGCAACACACUUUGGAAAUAUUCCUACUUCUUGGGAGUCUGACUUAGGUAUCUGUGUCAUUCAUUAUAUGUAAGCAUUUAACAAAAAAGCAUUCUUGGCCAUGAAGUAGUCUGUUACAUAGCUUGUUUCACUGAAUAGUCUUUUAAGAUAAUAAUGAUGCAAACCAAAUAGAUUUUUCCACAUCAUGAUGUAGUUUUUCUCCUUUUUAAAUUUUAGCAGUGGUUUAUUAUUUUGCUUUUCAUAAAUUAAAACAACUAUUGGUAAUGUUUAUUUUAAGUUGUAUCAUGUUGAAAGGUUAAACUUAUAGCUACUUUGUAAAUGGAUAUCAUGUAAACUGAGCUUUCCUUUUAUUUGCAGCUUUUUCAUAGCAUAAAAAUCAAUAUGCAUGAUGUUUGUUUCAUGUGAUCACUCUUCAUCCUGACUUCAUGGAGAAUAUAUCUGAGUUCACAUGCUAAAGUUACUUUACUGUAAUUAAACUGGCUAUAGUUUCUUAAAAACACGACACUAAAAAAACUGUGUUAUUUUUUUUUACCACUGCUGCUUGAUAGGCAGUAAGAAACAGUGGUUGUUUCUUCAUUAGUAGUUUUUCAAGGUGACAGCUUUUUUUGAUAGAUGUAGAAACACAUUUCAACACCCAUAGUACUAUUUGUUUUAUCACUAGUGAUUGCACUGUUUGCUUUCUUUUUUAAACAGUUGAAAAGUUUUCAAUCCAUCAAAUCAUAAUUGAAAUUUGUGGUUUUUAUUUACAAAUAUGUCUACAAAAUAUAUUACAGCACAUGUUAUUUUUAGUUAAAAUCUUUUGAUACACAGAGAACUCUCAACCUUGCUCAUCUAAAGAAGGAAAGACUUGGUAUAUAGUCUAAUGGUUCAGUCUUGUGGAUUACUGUCUUUUUGGUACUGGCAUUUGACUUAUGACAUAAUCUGUGAAAAUAGAUAAUAUUGACAGAAUGAGACUCCUACCUCAGUAGUUCAUAGACUAAUAAGAAUCCUAGUGUUGUGUCUAAUGUUCUUCAAACAAGUAAUAUCCUCCCUUGGAGAGUGUCAAGUAUAUACAUAUUUUGGGGAUUGACUUACGUAAGUUGCCCUGUUGGACUCUGUUAUACAUAUUGUUGACUGACCCAUAUUAUUUACAGUGGCUAGAUAAUUCUUUUUAGAGCAAGAACAGUAUCUGUUAAUGUAAGGAACAUCUGUAUUAUUUAACAGCUUCUUUGUAGGAUUCCUAUCAAAAUGUUCUUUGCACUGUAACAGAAAUCUCUUUUUCAACAAUCUUAUUUCAGAGAGCAUUAAUAGACAGAAGCAUAUAAGGGAUUUGAUAAUCUCCCAGUCCUUAGUAAGAUUGAGAGGCUGGAGCAGUUUUCAGUUUUAAAUGAGUCCACAGUUAAUCUCAAAUGUGAAUUUGGGACUGUUUGGCAGCAGUAUAUAUUUCUUAUUCAAAUCCAUUGAUAAGGCUCUAUUUUUAAACAUACUAGUCUUCUGACAGAAAGCACUGUGCAUUGUAUUGUUUCUUCCUUUCCAAAACGAGCCUUCUGUCUUUGUGACAAAAAAAAAAAAUACAUUGAUUAUUGCUAUAAAGGUGGAGGAAAAGGUCUAAUACUACUUAGCCUUAAGUGUUCCUGGCAUUGUUCAAAUGUAUUUUCUGUAACAGAAACAUACUUGGAAUUUUUUUUCCCCUUUUAAAUUGUAAUUCCUGAAAUAACUGCUGAUUUAAAAAGCCUCACAGUCAGAUUAUAUGACCUAACAAUUGAAUAUUGUAAAUACACUUGUCUUACCUCUCAAUAAAAGGGUACUUUUCUAUGAA
This is a messenger RNA of Manis javanica (Malayan pangolin), 2999 nucleotides long. RefSeq names its product golgi transport 1B (gene GOLT1B). Lineage: Eukaryota; Metazoa; Chordata; Mammalia; Pholidota; Manidae. Gene Ontology annotation, cellular component: endoplasmic reticulum; membrane. The record is from RefSeq and is a predicted model, not a curated record. Gene Ontology annotation, biological process: retrograde transport, endosome to Golgi; endoplasmic reticulum to Golgi vesicle-mediated transport.